This is a messenger RNA of Lytechinus variegatus (green sea urchin), 819 nucleotides long. RefSeq lists its product as uncharacterized. The transcript has a single exon. The coding region runs from base 1 to 819 and encodes 272 amino acids. Lineage: Eukaryota; Metazoa; Echinodermata; Echinoidea; Temnopleuroida; Toxopneustidae. The record is from RefSeq and is a predicted model, not a curated record.
AUGAUUGCUGAAGAUGGCCUCCCUAUUAGUCUGGUUGAAGGGAAGGGAUUCAUAUCCCUUGUGAAGUACAUUGAGCCAGAUUAUACGCUACCUACUAGAAAAACUUUUGUUAAUAUCCUGGACAAAAUGAUGAGUGACAAAAAGGGAAAGGUGAAGCAAGAUCUUCACAAGAGUGCCGCAAUAGCACUAACAACGGAUUGUUGGACAAGUCAUGCACAGGAGGGCUAUAUGACUGUCACAGCACACGGCCUGAUAGACUGGAAAAAAGCAAGCUUCGUUCUAGAAACGACCCCAGUUCAGCAUCUAGCGGGUGAAGAGGAGGAGGAUGAAGGCGCGGCCAGACUUCCACAACGCCAUACGGCACUGGCGCUUCAAGCUCAACUCAACCGGGUCGCUGUUGAAUGGGAAGUCGAUGCUAAGAUCAGUGCCGUCGUCCAUGACAACGCAGCCAACGUUAGAGCGAUCGGACAGGCAGUGCAAGCACCAGAUAUCGGUUGCACGGCUCACACCCUCCAGUUAUGUGUGAAUGCUGGUUUAGAUUCGACCCAAACCAUGAAAACAUGCAUUGGGGCCGUUUCUAGGCUUGUCGGCCAUUUCAGACACUCAGUAGUUGCGACUCAGGCACUGAGUGCAAAACAAGAUCAACACAAUCUUCCGAAACACAAGCUAAUCCAGUCAGUGAAGACACGGUGUAACUCCGUGUAUGACAUGUUCAGCCGUGUGAAGGAACAGAGAUGGGCGAUAACCAGCGUCCUCGGAGACGAACGGGUGACGCCUAGAAGGAAUGCAGCAACAUUCGAAAUUAAAGAUGAGCACUGA